AGCGGUCCAUGGUGCAGCGCAUGUGGGCCGAGGCGGUCGGGCCCGCGGGCGGCGCCGAGCCACUGUUCCCGGGCUCCCGGCGGAGCCGCAGCGUGUGGGACGCCGUGCGCCUGGAGGUGGGCGUCCCCGACAGCUGCCCGGUGGUGCUGCACAGCUUCACGCAGCUCGACCCGGACCUGCCGCGCCUGGAGAGCUCCACGCAGGAGAUUGGCGAGGAGCUGAUCAACGGGGUCAUCUACUCCAUCUCCUUGCGCAAGGUGCAGCUGCAGCAUGGAGCUAGCAAGGGCCAGCGCUGGCUCGGGUGUGAGAAUGAGUCGGCCCUGAACCUCUACGAGACCUGCAAGGUGCGGACGGUGAAGGCGGGCACGCUGGAGAAGCUGGUGGAGCACCUGGUGCCCGCCUUCCAGGGCAGCGACCUUUCCUACGUCACUGUCUUCUUGUGCACCUACCGAGCCUUCACCACCACCCAGCAGGUGCUGGACCUGCUCUUCAAAAGGUACGGUAGAUGUGACGCCCUCACGGCCUCCUCUAGAUAUGGCUGCAUCCUCCCCUACUCCAGCGAGGACGGCGGGCCACAGGACCAACUCCGAAACGCCAUCUCCUCCAUCCUGGGCACCUGGCUGGACCAGUACUCGGAGGAUUUCUGUCAACCUCCAGACUUUCCCUGCCUCAAGCAGCUGGUGGCUUAUGUGCAGCUCAACAUGCCUGGCUCGGACCUGGAGCGCCGCGCCCACCUUCUCCUGGCCCAGCUGGAGGACAUGGAGCCCGGCGAUGCUGAGCCUGAGGCGUUGUCGCCAGCUCCAGUGCUAGCUCUAAAACCAGCCACAGAUCUGGAGCCGACUCCAGUCCCGCUGCUGACAUCCACUCCCAUAGCAGCACCAACAUCAGGCCCACAGCUGGAGCCAGCCUCGUCUUCCGAGCUAGAGUCGGCUCCAGCACCUGCUCUGGAGCAGGAGCUGUCGCUGGAGCUCGAGCCGGCUGGCGUGGCUGCUGUGGAGCUGGAGCCCACUCCAGGCCCUGGGCCAUCCGUCGAGCCACCCUGGCCUCUCCCACCGGCGGCCCCAGAGAAUGGCCUGAGCCAGGAGCAGCCUCACAUCCUGGUCUUCUCUCCGGACCUGGUGGCCGAGCAGUUCACGCUGAUGGACGCAGAGCUGUUCAAAAAGGUGGUGCCCUACCACUGCCUGGGCUCCAUCUGGUCGCAGCGGGACAAGAAGGGCAAGGAGCACCUGGCACCCACCAUCCGCGCCACCGUCGCCCAGUUCAACAACGUGGCCAACUGUGUCAUCACCACCUGCCUCGGGGACCGGAGCAUGAAGGCCUCGGACAGGGCCCGGGUAGUGGAGCACUGGAUCGAGGUGGCCAGGGAGUGCCGAGUCCUGAAGAACUUCUCUUCCCUGUAUGCCAUCCUCUCUGCCCUGCAGAGCAACGCCAUCCACCGCCUGAAGAAGACGUGGGAAGAUGUCUCCAGGGACAGCGUCCGAGUAUUCCAGAAGCUGUCCGAGAUUUUCUCUGAUGAGAACAAUUACUCGCUGAGCAGAGAGCUGCUUAUCAAGGAAGGGACCUCUAAGUUUGCCACCCUGGAGAUGAACCCCAGGAGAGCUCAAAGGCGGCCAAAGGAGAUGGGUGUCAUCCAGGGCACCGUCCCCUACCUGGGCACUUUCCUCACUGACCUGGUGAUGCUGGACACUGCCAUGAAAGACUAUCUGUAUGGGAGACUGAUCAACUUCGAGAAGAGGAGGAAGGAGUUUGAGGUGAUCGCCCAGAUCAAGCUGCUGCAGUCGGCCUGCAACAAUUACAGCAUCGCGCCCGAGGAGCACUUCGGGGCCUGGUUCCGGGCCCUGGAGCGGCUCAGUGAGGCUGAGAGCUACAGCCUGUCAUGCGAGCUGGAACCCCCAUCCGAGUCGGCCAGCAACACUCUCAAGUCCAAGAAGAGCACGGCCAUCGUCAAGCGCUGGAGCGACCGCCAGGCCCCCAGCACUGAGCUCAGUACCAGCGGCAGCUCCCACUCCAAGUCCUGUGACCAGCUCAGGUGCGGCCCCUACCUCAGCAGCGGGGACAUCGCUGAUGCCCUCAGUGUGCACUCGGCCGGCUCCUCUAGCUCCGACGUGGAGGAGAUCAACAUGAGCUUUGUCCCAGAGUCCCCGGACGGCCAGGAAAAGAAGUUCUGGGAGUCAGCCUCCCAGUCCUCCCCAGAGACAUCUGGCAUCAGCUCGGCCUCCAGCAGCACGUCCUCGUCCUCGGCCUCCACCACACCCGUGGCCACCACGCGCACCCACAAGCGCUCCGUCUCAGGGGUCUGCAGCUACAGCUCCUCGCUGCCGCUCUACAACCAGCAAGUGGGGGACUGCUGCAUCAUCCGCGUGAGCCUGGACGUGGACAACGGCAACAUGUACAAGAGCAUCCUGGUGACAAGCCAGGAUAAGGCCCCCACUGUCAUCCGCAAGGCCAUGGACAAACACAACCUGGACGAGGACGAGCCAGAGGACUACGAGCUGGUGCAGAUCAUUUCCGACGACCGCAAGCUGAAGAUCCCCGAAAAUGCCAAUGUGUUCUACGCCAUGAACUCUACUGCCAACUACGACUUUAUCCUGAAGAAGCGGACCUUCACCAAGGGGGCAAAAGUCAAGCAUGGAGCCAGCUCAACCCUCCCUCGCAUGAAGCAGAAAGGACUCAAGAUUGCCAAGGGCAUCUUCUAAGGACCUCUCCCCGGGGUGUGGCUGGCCAUGGCUCAGCGCCUACAGCCCAGAGUGGCCCAGGCCAAAUAGGCACCUUCUGCCUACCUGCCAGCCCAGGCCACCUCCAUCUCCAGUUUCACCCGAACCCCUCCUGCCGCCGGGAUUGACACCUGCCGUCUGACAGGCUGACCUGGCCUCCGUGGACCACUUGCUGCCUUAGGUGCCUUCUGCUCUCUGGAACCAGAGGACUAGCUAACCUGUCAAGGAGGAUGGCCGUGGGCGUGGUGCCCAGGCCUGCCCCCAGCACCACCCUCCAGAUACUUCCCUGACACCUUCCCAGGUGCAGGUCACUGCCACCUGUGCCCCAGGCACCCCAGGGCACCCACUCAGCCAGCAGGGCUCACCACUGCAGUUCUCUCCUCCUGCGCAUGGCGCUGGGCUGUGACCACUGCCACCACUCUAGCCUUUCUCGGCUGCACCAAAGAUUCCAUCCUCGGGGCCGAGCAGAGAGGGAGGCUCUCACCACCCAUGCUCCUCUCCCCGUGGGCGUCGCAUCUCAUGCCACUGCAAGUGCCAUUUACCACUGCAUCUGGGCUGGGCCAGACCACACGAGGUGGGGUCGGGAGGGAAGGGGGCUUGGGGAGGCGGAGGGCAAUUGAAUAUUUGUAUAGAAAGAAAAAAAAUGUUUACUGAUUGGGGCGGGGCAAUAUUUAUUUGUUGUAAAUAGAAAAUGCUAGACUUGAAUAUUAUAUUAAAACCUCGUUUCUACUA
This is a messenger RNA of Chinchilla lanigera (long-tailed chinchilla), 3446 nucleotides long. It is a transcript of the gene Ralgds, whose product is annotated as ral guanine nucleotide dissociation stimulator. Gene Ontology annotation, cellular component: plasma membrane. Lineage: Eukaryota; Metazoa; Chordata; Mammalia; Rodentia; Chinchillidae. Gene Ontology annotation, molecular function: guanyl-nucleotide exchange factor activity. The record is from RefSeq and is a predicted model, not a curated record. Gene Ontology annotation, biological process: Ras protein signal transduction; positive regulation of GTPase activity.